AUGCCACCCCAAUCUGAAGGAUCCGACCUACCCAAACGCAGCUGUAUCCGAUGCAAUCGCCGAAAAGUGCGCUGCGAUCGAAAACACCCCUGCGCUCAAUGCCUCCAAGCCAAUGCCGAGUGCAUCCAUCCAGGGAACAAACGCGCACCACGGAAGCUGAACCGGCCGCCAAUUGCGGCGCUACGUACUCGGCUACAGCAGCUCGAAGAGGAAGUGGAGAGGCUACAGGCCGGCGGGAAGCGACCUGCGUUGCGAUCACGAUCGGCCGAUGAAGUCGAUCGGCGACAACCACCACCGCCGCAUGUCGAGGCUAAACGGCUGCGUGGGAUGUUGGUGGUUCAGGAUGAGACGAGAAGUCGCUAUGUAGGAGAUGAAGCGUCUGUUGUUUUAAGAGAUACGAUUCCUGGACUACAAGAGCUGUAUGGCCAUUCUUGGGACAGGGAGCAUCCUGGGCCGGAAUCGGAGUUGGGCGUCGACGCUGGGCGCGUUGAUUCGCUUCAACCCCAGCAGAUGAAGACGCUGUGGCAGGUGUACAAAUCGAACGUUGCCCCUAUGAUCACGGUUUUGCACUCCCCCUCGAUCGAGUCCGUCAUUGGUGAAGCUUGUGCUACGCCCGAUGUUGAGCUGGACCCAGAAUCAGCCGCGCUGGUUCAAACGGUCUUCUUCGCAGCAGUGGUGAGUAUGGAUCCAGCGCAUUGCUGGUCAGUCGUCGGUGAAGAGCGUGAUGUCUGCCUGCGCGAGUUCCGACUUGCCGUAGUGCGAUCUUUGGAAAAGGCCGACCUAGUCAGUUCCGACGACGUCCGGGUUCUGCAGGCUGCCGUUCUAUAUCUACUAUGUCUGCGCUGCGUAUGCGAUUCCAAGCAGAUAUGGGUGGAAGCAACAAUAGUAGUACGCGUGGCGCAACGACAGGGAAUCCAUCGCGACGGUCAGAAACUCGGACUGAGUCCGUUUGAUAUCGAAACGCGGCGUCGGCUUUGGUCCUACAUCUGCAUUCUGGAUAUCCUGUGCUCCGAAGACCAGGGGACUGACACCCAGAUUCAACCGGAGAUGUUCGACACGAGACCUCCACUGAAUAUUGACAGCGAUGACCUUUCGUCUGAUAUGACCGAAUUGCCCUCUCCUCGAGCUGGGUUUACUGAUAUUACAUUAUGCAUCAUACAGUGCGAGAUCAUGGCCCAUCUGUCUUGGACCAGCCUAUCUUUUGGUUCGGACGGCCAUCAGUCAUCCUUGGCAGAUGAACAAAAUCCCCUGUCCAACUUAGCAGCCAGUCUUGAGGAACGGUAUCUACAAAAGUUUGACCUAAAGAUCCCGAUCCAGUGGGUAACCGCCGUGAUCUUUCGUCUCACCCUAUCCAAAGCAUCGCUGGUCCAUCGUCUUUCUAAGACAGCGGCAGAUAAAGAGUCCACCGCCACAGAUGACGCAAUCUUCAACCUAGCCGUGGAGAUCUUGAAGUUUGCCAGUCUGCUGCAGAACAAUGAAAUGUCGGCACCGUGGGCAUGGCUCUGCAAAAGCUACAAACAAGAACAUGCUGUGGCUUUGAUCCUCUCUCAGCUCUGUUCUCGACCUAUCUCGCCGGAAACAGAUCAUGCGUGGGAUUUGGUGAAAGGGGUCUAUGACGAAUGGCAGGAGACUCAGCAAACUAACUCCCAGAUGGAGGAGCCUGUGUCGCGGCUAAUGGAGCGGGCAAAAUUUUCAAGGAGACAAAGGGGAGCUGUCGAGUGA
Aspergillus melleus is the source of this 1722-nucleotide messenger RNA. Its product is annotated as Zn(II)2Cys6 transcription factor. The coding region runs from base 1 to 1722 and encodes 573 amino acids. The record is from RefSeq and is a predicted model, not a curated record. NCBI's taxonomy places the organism in Eukaryota, Fungi, Ascomycota, Eurotiomycetes, Eurotiales, Aspergillaceae. Gene Ontology annotation, biological process: regulation of DNA-templated transcription; DNA-templated transcription. Gene Ontology annotation, molecular function: DNA binding; DNA-binding transcription factor activity, RNA polymerase II-specific; zinc ion binding. The transcript has 2 exons.